Messenger RNA from Tachyglossus aculeatus (Australian echidna), 3758 nucleotides. It is a transcript of the gene LEPROT, whose product is annotated as leptin receptor overlapping transcript. Gene Ontology annotation, cellular component: endosome. The record is from RefSeq and is a predicted model, not a curated record. Gene Ontology annotation, biological process: negative regulation of growth hormone receptor signaling pathway; late endosome to vacuole transport via multivesicular body sorting pathway. The transcript has 4 exons. NCBI's taxonomy places the organism in Eukaryota, Metazoa, Chordata, Mammalia, Monotremata, Tachyglossidae. Bases 82 to 477 code for a protein of 131 amino acids.
UGGGGAGGAGGAGGAGAAGGAGAAGGAAAAGGAAAAGGAAAAGGAAAAAAGGAAAAGGAAAGCCAUCUGUGGAGCAGAGCCAUGGCCGGGAUUAAAGCCCUUGUGGGUUUAUCCUUCAGCGGAGCCAUCGGCUUGACGUUCCUUAUGUUGGGAUGUGCCCUGGAAGAUUAUGGGGUGUACUGGCCGCUCUUCGUCCUGAUCUUCUACGCGCUGUCCCCCAUCCCGCACUUCAUCGCCACGCGAGCAAGCGACGACUCGGACUCCGGCAGCAACGCCUGUCGGGAGCUGGCCUAUUUCUUCACCACCGGGAUCGUGGUUUCCGCCUUCGGCUUUCCCGUCAUCCUGGCCCGGGUGGCCGUGAUCAAGUGGGGAGCCUGUGGUCUUGUCCUGUCAGGCAACGCGGUGAUUUUUCUCACCAUCUUGGGCUUUUUCCUCGUGUUUGGUCGAGGAGACGAUUUUAGCUGGGAACAGUGGUAGAGGUUGACGUCGUCGAGAUGCAUCGGAUCGAGUCCCUUCCUGUAUAUAGUCUUUGUAUGCAAAUAUGUAUAGAUGUGUACGUUUACAGCUGCUUCUGUAGCAUUUUAGUCUCAUAUUGAAUACACAUUUUUCUUUUUCUUUUUUUUUUUACACUUGUGUAGACAGCCACAGACUAACUACAAAAACUACUGUUUUUCACAACAGUACUAGUCAAGCCUUCUCAUUAUAAAAAGGGCGCAGUUAGCCGCUUGCCCGACACUCCUGUGGUGACUUCAGCUGUUUCCAGGAUGACAUCAGCCACGACAGCGGCUUCUGGCUGGAAGUAAACUGACGAAAAUCUCAAUUUUGCCGGGGCAGCCCUGGGCCGUUCUGGGGGAUUUGACAGAUGACCCCCAAAUGUGACAGCCCACCCAUCCACCUGGCCUCUCUCCCCAGCUGCUCAUCAUCUCUUUAAAGGCCCGGAUUUCCACACCGGGCCCGAAGAAUGCCCAAAUCCAUGCUCGGUCCAGAGCUUUCCCGGACCGGUGAUAAGGAUGUCCCAGGAGGCUGUUUGGCUUUAAUCUCGCACUUCCCCACCCGUCUGCUAACCCCGCUCCACUCUCCUCUCAUACAUGGAGGCAGAGGGGAGGCUCGCUCUUCCCUUCUCUUCAGCCCUAGUCAAAAUUAUCUGCUACCCUGCCUCUGCUUUCUGCACCUCCGUGACCUCUCACGGACCAGUGAGAGCCAGUUGAGUUGAGCACCAGGGGUAAAGAGUUCAGUUUUAUCUGCAAGCUUAUGCAUUUCAAGUCAGGAGGGCAUGGGCAUUUGGAGGGUUGAUCAGACCUCUGGUGCCACAGGUUCUAACACUCAACUGAUCUUUUGGCUGCAGAACUAUUCCACCCUGAGCGUGUGGUCGGGGGGGAGGAGUGGGGACCCUAUUGCUUUCGAGAGGAGUUUAAAGUGAUUGGUUUUUUUAAGCUUUUAUUACCGUGUACUACUAACUGACACUGCUUUGCCCUUGGAAAAACUCUUGGUCACGAAAUUCGCCUUUAAUGCAUGGAACGCACUCUCGUGUCAUCUCGAAACAGGAGAAAGGAGAACCCCCCCCGUUGAGUUUGGAAGGUCAUUUUUUAAAGAGUUUCUGAACGAUUCGGUAUUUUCCUGUUUUCUGUUUCUGAGUGUGUGCGGAUUUACUUAAAUAGCUCCCAUGUCUGUAUCCCAGUGAAUCAUAUGCAGAUGCUAUCUAAUUUUGAACAUCGCGCAUACAUAUUUUUAUUAUAUUUGAACUUUUAUAGUGUUAACCAAACUUUGACUAGGAAGGCAGGAGAAUUUGAUUACAGAGAAAAAGUAAUUUAUAGAGCCACUCCCUGGUACCUCCGUACCGAAAGGGCACGGGUAGACCAAGAUGUAACACACUUCGGCGGGUCUUUGUCAGCAACCCACCCUGCCAAGAAACGACGGUGGCCAUGGCCAUAUUUGAAAAGCCAACCGCGCGGGUUUCAAUCUGGCUGACAAACGGCGCUCGGUCGCCUUGAUUCUGGGAACAAACAACACCCUCGUGCUUAAAUGUCUGAAGGGAAUUAAUGCCUAACUCAUUAUCGAGUAAAUGCCCAGUCUUCUUGAAAAGCACCAGCUCUGUUUUCAUAUCCACCUUAUCAGGUCAGCCAGGGUGUUGGCGAGCCGUUCUAAACCCCUGGACGGGUAAAGGGAGUCCCAGAUUAACCAACAUCUGUAAAUUACGGACUCCCAAGUUCAACAGUCAGAAAUCCGUGGACCUGGUCUGCCACUCGGAAUUGUUUGUCGAUUCUGAAGUUCCCUAUUUCCACGUGUCAGAUUCGAUCCAGGGCCGGCUUAGUUUCGGUUCAGUGCUUUACUCCUCCAGGUACCGGGCGCUACGGUGUUUUUGCGAGAGGCCCAUUCUACCGGGACGUCUGGUGGAAUCAGCCAAAAAUGCCCAAAUGGAAUGUUUUUGGCCAGCUUUCCGAUGAGCGGUGGUGGAAAACCUCAGUUCCGACGAGCUGGUUUAAGAAACGGGCCCAGGGAAUUAGCCGCGAAACAGAAACUUGGCCAACAGAAAGUUCUCAGUUUGUGGUUCUCUGGCCGAACAAAAAAAUGUAGAGAGGAAGUUCAAGGGAUUGAAGCUAUUUCUGGGUAAAUCUGAGCAGCGCUGGGGUGGAGCCUCUCCCCCAGGGAGAAAUCUGUCAGAAGAUUUCACUCUUUGACUUGGAGGCCAGGUUUGUUUUUGUUGGGGAGAAGACAUCGAAGGUGAGGGCCCUAAAGAGUCGGGCACAUUCCUCACCUGCUACCAUUGUCAUCAGUGAUAUUCGUCGAAUGCUUUAUAUGUGCAGAGCACUGUACUAAGCGCUCAGGAGAGUACAACACAGCAGAGUUGGCAGACACGUUGCCAGCCCACAACAAGCUUGCAGUCCAGCCGAAAGGGGUAAUUGUGAAGCGAUCUGGCCGUCGAUGUGAACCACCUUCCGUCCAUCCCGGUGUCUCUGUCGGUCAUUCCUUUUACAUCCUCACGAAUAAAGCAAUGACCUGGACGGACGAUGACACGAAGAGUAGAGAGUCUGGCUAUGAAUUGGAUCGGAGGAGCGAACGUUGUUCUCUGGGGUGAUUCCCUCUGGUGUCGUGGACAUCUCUGCCCAUUACAGUGUCCCCCGCCUCCCCUUUCCAAUUUUGUGGUCUCUUCUUGUGGUUUUUUUUUAUUUCAGGGGAAGGAUGGUGUUUUUCUCUGCAGCUUAUGGGAAUAAAGGUUACAUUUUUUGUCGUUUGGAGCAUUUCUUCCUGUUCUCGUACAGAUAUUCCAAUGGGGCAGGGGACGUGGUGGGGAGAAGGGUGAUCAACCCCAGUGAUUUGGGAAGCCGCGUCCUUUACGCCUGAUUGUGCUCCCCUGAUUGGCCUUUGGAAGUAAUUUGUGUGUCUUAUCGGCAGAGCCCUUGCUUCCGAAUCCCUUUUUGCAUAUUUUUUUCCUGUGGAGACUGGGAGCAUCUCUCCAAAGUGCCUGUGCGCAAGAUUAUUGUCUCACUAACAUGGCCAAGGUCUAGAAUUCGAAACAGAAGUCUUGGUUCGAUAUAGUGCGGUCCAUACCAAAAAGUAUCAUCCGGGGAGGCUUUACUGGUGAUCUGUGUGUGUGCAUGAGUGGGUGUGGAGAGUAAAACGUAGAUGGUAGUGAACUCUGGACGUUUUAUAAACACUAUUUUAUGAAAUCGUGAAAUACUACGCUAUAUUUGUAAAUGAAAACAUGCUCAUUUUCCCUCUCAGUUAUUGUGUAAUAAAAUUCCUUCUGUCUGGUUUUU